GUUCAAUUCGUUCUCUCUCUUCUUUCUCCAAAGCGCUUCUCCACAUUCGCCACCGCUUUCCUUCAAUCCCAUCCUCGACCUCCGCUGUUUCCAGUCAUGGUAUCCCCUGGCCAAAAGGGUUCGACACCCACAUCGGGGGCCCCAGUCUCGGCGUCCCUCCUACCCAUCUCCACAUCCUCUGUCGCAUCCAGCUCGAAUGCAGGAAGAUCCAAUCCGUUACCGAGGCGAUCCCUGGUCCCUGAAGCCCUUCUAUCUCCAACCAUUGACUUUCCUAAACCUAGAUCCAUGAAUCGCACUCAUCCAUCCGACUCCCUCAAUUCUCCCACAUCUUUUCACAUGAAAUCGUCGAUGAUGGUGCGACACAAUGCAAUGUCAGAUCAGCAGGAAAGCAGUGGAUCAGACGAUGAAGAAGACGUUAUUGCAAAAUCAAAAAAAGAUGUUCCAUUAGCAGCGCAGGCAUGGCGACUGUACUCCCUGGCCAAGGACUCGUUGCCGAAUGCCCAAAGAUUGGAAAACCUGACAUGGCGGCUAAUGUCCAUGACUUUGCACAAGAACAGUGAUAGCAGACAAUCUCUCGCUGUUGCUGAUGCUGCUUCCGGACCACCAAGAUUACAACUAGGCCGCGGUCUCUAGAACAACAUAGAUAAGAGAGGACAGCGCGGUAUUGAUCGAAGCACUCGGGCGGUCCUUGCUAUCAUUGAAAGUGUCGUUAGAGUUUGGUCCCCUCUUGCUCACAGCUCUGGGCAGCGUGCCGAGUAGCUGGGAUUCAAAAAUUCAGUUAUCUCACUCUCCAGACACUAUUCACCCAUUUCAUCUCGUUGUUUACGGUCAGGUCG
Gamsiella multidivaricata is the source of this 836-nucleotide messenger RNA. RefSeq lists its product as uncharacterized. The record is from RefSeq and is a predicted model, not a curated record. The coding region runs from base 97 to 633 and encodes 178 amino acids. The transcript has 2 exons. Lineage: Eukaryota; Fungi; Mortierellomycota; Mortierellomycetes; Mortierellales; Mortierellaceae.